GGGGCUCAUCGGCGCCGCUGACGUGGCUGCGCUGCUGCACGUCGCCGUCGCGCAUGUACGGCAGCAGCAGCAGCCGACGACGUUGGCGCCGGCGGCGGACCCGUUGCCAACCCGUCAACAAUCUCCGGCAGCAGCGAAGGAGUCGUCGAUGUCAGCUGCUGGUACGGCAGCAGCAGCGGUGGCGGAGGUGCACGCGGGUGGUUUGGUAUUGUACCUGCGGCGGGUGCUGCAUCAGCGGCUGGAGGCGGGGGAGACGGUGCCGCUGACGUUGCUGGUUCGGUCGCUUGAGGACCUGAGAGCCAAGCCGCUGCAAGGCGUGGGCUACAAGCUGAGGCGGGCGGCAACCGACCUGCGUGCCCAGCUCAUGAAGUGUAUCUGCGACGAAGCAACCAAAAUGUACGGAGGCACCCGCGCACCAUCAACAACAACAACAACAACAACAACAACUCCCGAUGUCGCCGCCACCGCUGGACCUACCGCCGGCCUACCUGCAUCAGCAACCGCCACAACCGCCGCCGAAACAACAACCGCAACCGUCCCUAACGCACGUUCCUACUUUGGCCCGUACUUUGCCGCCCUAGAGGCCCUUGAGAACGAGCUCCAAGCCUCAACACCUACGUCACAACCCCCGUCAUCGCCUGGCUCCAAUACCAAUACCACCACCAGCACCAACACCAAUACCAGCACCAACACCACCAGCGACGAGGGGCCCACCACCUGCCACACGCACGUCCCCAUGACAACGCUAGCGAUGGAGGCUGCGGCGGCGGCACGUGCGCUGUUAAUCGUGCUACCGCUCGCUUCCACCUCCGCCGCUGUCACCUCCGGAGCCGUUUCCGUGGAUCGUGUUGUGGGGCUCGUAUUGGG
Astrephomene gubernaculifera is the source of this 867-nucleotide messenger RNA. The record is from the annotation of a GenBank genome assembly. NCBI's taxonomy places the organism in Eukaryota, Viridiplantae, Chlorophyta, Chlorophyceae, Chlamydomonadales, Astrephomenaceae.